GAUACCGUAGAAAUGGAUGUGGAUGCCGACAAAUUGAAUCGAGAGCUUCAAAUUUUCCGAAACCACGUAAAAAUUGCUCGUGAAAACAUUAUUCACAAACUGGUACGUGAUAUUAAAUUUUGGAAAACAAAACAUGAGUCAAACUCAGAAAACACUCGGGCUUCGAAAAAGUUGGUCUCCUUGGAACCGCUCAUCGUUCAUAUCAAAGCGCAAACGGCUUCUGAGUUGGCGAAAGCAAUUAUUAGAUUCCAACCUAACAAAGCCGGUGGCACCACAACGUCGAAUGUGGCAGAACGAGCUCUGAUGAGAUUUCAUGGGAACAAAAAGUUACAGCCGGAAACGAGAGCACUGAUCAGACGGUUUGCGUUGAAAGAUAAAAUGGACGUACUGGAUAAGUACUUGAAAGAUCCCGGGGCGGGUAAGGGAUCGAAAAGUAAAGUCAAAAAAAAGAAAGAUUCUAAAAUCAAAAUUAAAACUACUGAGCAAGAUUCGGAAGAUCAAGGAUUCUGUGAGACCAAAAAUGAUGAUACAAUUGAGCCGGACUCCGAAGCAUCCGAUACAGAAGCCACUGGAAGCUUUGUAAGAAUAACUCCGGGUAAAGUUGGAACCGCAGAGUAUAACACUGAUCAGAAACAAAUGAAAACCCGAGAAAAGAAGAAAAAGGUUAAAACGCCAAAAGAGCCAACCGAUGAAGAAAAUUGCAUGCAAAUCCAAGAUAGUUUUUUCGUGACUAGUACGGGUCAUAGUUAUGUGGCAACAGCCCCCGUAGUGGACCAGAAACGGCUGGAAAAAGAGGAGCAGGAAUUUAGUUGGAAACGAGCAAACAAACGAAAAGACAUUUUAGGCAACAGAAUAGACGAUGAAUCGAAGCGACCAUUUGUUGGUAAAGUCGACGAUUUGCAUCCCUCUUGGAAAGCCAAGCAGUCGCAGAAGGGUAUCAGGCAAUUUGAAGGAUCGCGAAAGCGUUUUGAUGAAACUGCAGAAAAUACAAGCAUUGGACAACCUCACAAUCAACGACAAGGCAUGGAUUUACAUCCAUCGUGGGCUGCAAAACAAAAGCAAAAAACUCUUCAACCUUUUUUUCUUCAACCUUUUGCGGGAAAGAAGAUCAAGUUUGAUUCCGAAACUCAAGAUCAAAUCGAAAAAACGUCAGCCUCCAAAGAGAGUUUACAUCCUUCGUGGGCAGCGAAACAGGCACAGAAAGGAAUUAAACCCUUUGCCGGAAAGCGUAUUACAUUUGACUCUAGCGGGUCGGCGGAUACCAGAUUGAACACGGCACCAAAAGCCUCAGAACCAUUGCCUUCGGCAGAUCUUCAUCCAUCUUGGGCAGCCAAACAAAAGGAGAAGGGUAUCAAGGAGUUUCGGGGUAAAAAAAUUACCUUCGGUGAUGAUUAAUAUUAAGAGGAAUAAAUAAGUAUAUUUUCUGUUAAUCGUGUUGACAAA
Molecule: messenger RNA, 1443 nt
Organism: Malaya genurostris
Lineage: Eukaryota; Metazoa; Arthropoda; Insecta; Diptera; Culicidae
Gene: Rlb1
Exons: 4
Coding region: 13-1395 (460 amino acids)
Biological process (GO): maturation of SSU-rRNA
Cellular component (GO): nucleus; 90S preribosome
Source: RefSeq, a predicted model, not a curated record